Messenger RNA from Scaptodrosophila lebanonensis, 1031 nucleotides. It is a transcript of the gene Dak1, whose product is annotated as UMP-CMP kinase. Gene Ontology annotation, cellular component: nucleus; cytoplasm. The transcript has a single exon. Bases 39 to 782 code for a protein of 247 amino acids. Gene Ontology annotation, biological process: 'de novo' pyrimidine nucleobase biosynthetic process; CDP biosynthetic process; UDP biosynthetic process. Gene Ontology annotation, molecular function: UMP kinase activity; ATP binding. NCBI's taxonomy places the organism in Eukaryota, Metazoa, Arthropoda, Insecta, Diptera, Drosophilidae. The record is from RefSeq and is a predicted model, not a curated record.
AGAUACAUAACCACGCAUCGAUUCAGUUUCAGCUGCCAAUGUGGCGCGCAUUUACGCGAGUGAGACAAAAGCUUCUAGAGCAGUGUGCCAACGGAGCAGCGACAAAAGUCUGGCCUCAAUUAACACAAACACAUUUCCAACUCCAUCACAACAAUUGCGUUUACUUGCACAUCAAAGCCGCUCGCAAUAUUAUGAGCCCGAAGCCAAAGGUUGUAUUCGUGUUGGGUGGACCCGGUGCUGGCAAGGGCACUCAAUGCUCAAAAAUCGUUGAGCGUUUCCAGUUUACGCAUUUGUCGGCGGGCGAUUUGUUGAGGGAGGAGCGAGCAAGGAAGGGCUCAGAGUUUGGUGCACUAAUUGAUGAUUACAUACGUAAUGGCAAAAUUGUACCUGUCGAGGUCACGUGCUCGCUGCUCGAGAAUGCCAUAAACAAGUCGGGCAAGUCACGAUUCCUCAUUGAUGGAUUUCCUCGCAACCAGGACAAUUUGGAUGGCUGGAACAAGCAAAUGUCCGACAAGGUGGACAUGCAGUUUGUGCUGUUCUUCGACUGCGGCGAAGAUGUUUGCGUGGCACGCUGCUUAACACGCGGCCAAGGCGGCUCUGGACGAACGGAUGAUAAUGAGGAGAGCAUGAAGAAACGAAUACAAACUUAUUACAAUGAAUCGUUGCCUAUUAUUAAGUAUUUCCAAAACAACGGACUGGUUAAAACCAUUGAUGCUAGCCCUGACGCAGAUAAGGUGUUUAGCGAGGUGGAACGUGUGUUCGUGUCUUCGGGCUUUCAGUGAGAAAUGGGAGAACCGCAAGCGACUACAAAAUCGAUGAGGUUGUCUGACUCAUUUCAUGGUUUAGGUUAUUAGCUCUAGCUAAUUUUUUGUGCGGGAUUUUAGGAAUUGUGUUCAUUUGUGUGUGUGUGCGUCCACAGCCAGGGCCCUAAUAUUUAAUCUAAUUUAGCACCAUUCAAUAUAUGCAAGAUAAAGUGAAACUUAAAUACGAUAAUAGUGAAAAAUAAACAAAGGCUUGUUGUAGUUCAUUAA